Molecule: messenger RNA, 1743 nt
Organism: Scheffersomyces coipomensis
Lineage: Eukaryota; Fungi; Ascomycota; Pichiomycetes; Serinales; Debaryomycetaceae
Exons: 1
Coding region: 250-1701 (483 amino acids)
Biological process (GO): peroxisome fission
Cellular component (GO): peroxisomal membrane
Source: RefSeq, a predicted model, not a curated record
CUGUAUUUAGAGCACACAUAUACACAUUUCACCUGUCAUAUUCUGCUCAUCUGAUCAUUAUUCAAUCUGCUCACUAAACCUGGGCUAAUUGCUGGUAUUAAUAGAUCUUCUCAUUUAGUUACAGACUCACUCACUCACGUUUCCUGACUCCGGUUAACCUUUGUUUCUUAUUUAAUUCCCUAAUAUUUUCUACCCUUUGGUAUAUAUAGAUAUAUAUUUCACAUUAUUUUUGGUUUAAAUGGUUGGAUAAUGAAUGAUAUAGAUACAAAUCCAAAUCCAAAUUCAAAUUCAUAUAUCAAUCAUCAAUCAGCAGCUACUUCUACUCUCCUUCAACAAGAUCCUUCCCAUAAAAAGAUUGCUAAUAGUUUUCAUAAUAUAAUUUCUUCAAAGCACGAUUAUAUUUAUCAUCAUAAUCAAUUACCUCAUCAUCUUCAACAACAAUCUCCUUCUUUACCGUUUAAUUCAGAGUGGUUGGAUUCUCCUAAUAAUUCUCCUUCAAAAUCAAGCACAGCUCCAAAUAGUAAUAUGUCAUCUACUAUUAUAACAUCAAAAUAUGAAACUCCUCAACCGAAGAAGGUUGGUGGAGUUGUUAAUGCAGCAACUUUCAAUUAUAUCACUCCUACCUCAGAAAACAAGAUUGUAGAUGUACUUAAUGUGGUUGGAUCAUCAACUACAAAUAAUUCUACAACUACAAUAAAAUCAACUAGUUCUAAAAAGGUUAUAUCGAAUUGGGAUAUAAUCUGGUCUAUGUUAAAUGAUAUCGUUGGUAAAGAUAAAAUGGCCAAGAUUGGUCAAUAUACUUUAAGAUUAUUGAUAUAUCAUGCUAAUCAAGUUCAAACCAAUUUAAGUGAUGAUGAUCUUAAUAUCAAAUUUAUUAAUAAUAAAUUCCAAACUCGAGAUGAUUAUUUACAAUUAAUUAAACAAUCAAUUAGUCAACCUCGAGAUUUUUUAAAAAUCAUUAUCAUCUUACUUUGUUCCAUCUUUAAAAUGAAAUUCUCAGGAUUAAUAACUGGUUUAUCAAUGUAUCGACAAUUUCUUAGAUUUGGUAAAACACCCUUCAGAAUACGGGAUUUAAUUAAUAAAUUCUCAUCUAAUAUCCAAUAUAAUAAAGAUUCAAAAUUGACGAUAAAUUAUGAUGCAUUGGUUAAUAAGAAAACUUUAGGUCAAUUCUUUUCCCUUUAUUAUGGUAUUAAUGAUGAAUCAUUAUUAUUAUUCAAAAUGAAAUUCUUUACCAAUAAGAAAUUAUAUUCGAUUGUAUCAAGACAUGAAUCCUUAGGGUGGUAUUGUGAGACUUGGUUAGCGAUGUAUAAUUGUUUAAAUAAUUUAAGUGCCUUGACUCAACAAGAGAUGGAUUUAAAGAUUCAAAUCCAAGUUCGUAAUAAAGCUAAGAUCUUAUCCAAACAAUUAUUAAGAAAUUCCAAUGUUAAUUCAAAUAGUUUUGAUUUUUCAACUGGGGGUGGUCUGUCAAGUGAUGAUCAAGAAGAUUUAAGAUUAUUAAAAGAAGUCAGAUUUAAAAUGAAUAAUUGUUAUUUGGACGUUUAUAAGAAUCUUUCUGAUUUGAUCUUUAAUAGUUAUACUGUAUUCAGAUUAAAAUUACCUUUUGAUACUUUACAAAUUUGGAUGGGUAUAAGUGCUGCUCUGUUAAGUACGAUUAAAUUAUAUCGUGAAACUAAAAAGAAAUUAAUUGAAAAGCAAAAAUGAUUGAGAUUUAAUCAUGCAUUCAUACAUAUAUAUAUAGAGACU